GGUCCCCCCCCCCCCUGCUCUGAUGGCAGUUGAGGACAAAAAAAAAAUGACUGAGACUCAGACUUCCCAAGAUUCUUGGCACUCGUUACCAUGAAACGUUAUUUUAAUCAACCUGAUGUCACCGGGGAUGGCAUACCCAUUACAAGUUUCAUUUAUAAGAUAUAUUUACACAUAGAUGGCUCCACAAGUACUAAGUCACCAAUAAGCCAGUUACUGGUACUACAUCUAACACCAGGUUACCCGUUUCCUAGAUUUUCAGAAACACUUUCUUUUAUCCUAUAUUGCUGUUAGUAUUGUCAAUAACAUAAUAAUAAUAAUAGUGUCUAUAAAAAUGAUGGAGUAUAAACAUGGAUAGCUUUUAUAAAAAAGAAAAUGGAAAUGUUUAUAUGUUAUUACAGUAUUGCACCUAGCUCUGAUACAUAAAUAGAUGUUACAAUAAGUAGCUUGUUUCAUGAUGUAAGAUCCUGCCUAGUGUACCUCAUUAUCAGAUGCAAGAAUGCAGCUUCAAGGCACAAGAUUUGCUGGCACGUAACAAAAUCUGGAAUGUCGGAGAGUUUAAGAUGCAUAAUUUGGUCCUUUUGCACAGCUAUUGGCAUCUCCUGAUACUUCUGUCAAGACAGUUAAUGGCUCUUACAGCCAAGUCUGUCAGGAAUUACACCACCAAUACAUGUAAAGUUCUGGGCAACUUUGGUGUCCUCUCGUCAAACAUGCUUUGACUGGGCCAUUAAAUUCAUUUUGUGGCUUGUAAGCUGCAAUUAGUGACUCUCCAUUUAGUAAAUAUUUUGUAAAUUAUAAUCAAAAUUCUAGUCAUAGAGAGCGGGAGAGAAGAAAACUAAAUUUUACCAAGCCCUUUUCUGUGAAGGAAGUGUCUUACUGUAAUUACAGCCUAAAUGGCAGUUCUCAUAUUGCACACAGUCCACCAAAGUGGCUUUCUUGUAAAGACUAGUAAAUAUCCCUGAACUAGGCAACUUGCCUAACCACCAAAACCUUGGAUGUUGCCUAACCACCAAAACCUUGGAUGUUAGGCUUGAUCCAGGAGACCUUACAAGCCAGGUGUACUGCCUCACUCCUAAAUGCAUUAAGAGCUGCCAUUAGAGUCGCCAGUGAAUCAGAUGGAAUGGUGCCUCGCCAUCUAAGUCAAGGCAGCUGGUAUAUGAUUGAUCAUCCUAUACUAAGUAACAAGUGGAGAUACAGAACUGUGAACAGAAUGGCAUCUAUCAGUUUCCCUCACAAUCUUACUUCAGCCAAGGAGGCACUGAAGAAAUUUUCCAGGAUGGCCUACUCGGUAGAACAUUUAGAAAAGUUCCAGAGAGCUAUCAGUAUUGUCUAUGGGGCAGAAUAUAUUGUUGAGACAGAUUGUCUUGGUCGAAUUAUAUUUUGUUGCAAAAUAUGUCAUAAAUCAAUGAACAAUGAAGCUGCCUUGGCUGAGCACAGUCGAUCAGAUUUUCAUCACAAGAAUCUUGACAAGAAAAUGCAAGACAAGGGAUUCAAAGUCAAAGCUUGCUUUAAUUUUCCUUCAACCUCUCUGCACUUCAAACUUGCUAACAGUAUACUGAAACCUUUGGGCCUGCAGAUGAUAGAGGAGUAUACUCAGGGUUGUGGACCGUCUUACUACAAGUGCAUUUUGUGUGCUGCACAUGGGAAAAUUGAUCCAAUGUACCAUCAUGUGAUAGGAAAAAAUCAUACAGAGAAAUAUAUUCGUUGGAGAUGUUUCCUGAAGGAUUCCAGUCUGACCUCUGCAGAAAGGGAGGAGAUCCGACAAAAAUUUAUUAUUGAGGAGGGAGUAGACUACACACAGAUUAAGGUUAUCAAAGGUAAAACAUAUUUUCCCCAUAAAUGGAAGGCACAAGGCAGGCCAGCACAAAGACCCAAAGCUGAAUAUUUCCCAGAGUAAGACCCUCUUCUGACAAUUUUUGUUAUUUUUCAUUGUUUUUAUUUGUAUUGUUCAACUAGAGCUAAGGCUAGCACAUGGCUUUUUUUCAUCAUUCUCUUUCUUUUAUGUGUCAUUUGUAAACCAUUGAGAACAAGUGAUAGAUCCUCUAUUGCAUGACUGCAGAGAAUUGUAAGACAAAGAGCAGUGAAUCUGCCAAGUAUGAAUUUUUGUCCUUGAUUUAGAAAACAUGUUAUAAAUCACUGAUUAGCAGAUAGCUAAUAGUUUUGGAGUAGGGGAUACUGUAGGUGCUAGAGAAGCAUGAUCUGAAUGGUGCCACAAUAUAACUAACCUGAUGUAUUAACCCAUAUGAGCCAGGAUCUGAAUCAUUCGCGGGCCUGCCCAGUCUGGGCACAUCCUUCAGUGCCAGGAUGCCACCCCGGCGCGAGUGAGCAUACCUCAUUCAGCACGGCGAUUGGCAUGUCUGUCUGACCAUUUUAUCAUGUUAUUUUAAAGCCUAUUGGAAAGGCUAACUUGGAGCUGUGUAGAUACAAAGUGACUUUCCUUAUCUGUGUUUUUCAUGUUCAUUUUCUAAUUUUGAUACUCUUGAAAAUCAUGUUUCUUUGAAAGAAGUGGACAUCAAUUAAGGAUUUAUGGCUUGCCAAAAAUGACGCUCUCAGACUGUGAAAUGGGGAUAUGGAACCAUAGUUUUCUUCCUCUCCUUCUCUUCUCCUUCUUCUUCUUCUCCUCCUCCUCCUCCUCCUUCCUC
Messenger RNA from Penaeus monodon (black tiger shrimp), 2639 nucleotides. RefSeq lists its product as uncharacterized. NCBI's taxonomy places the organism in Eukaryota, Metazoa, Arthropoda, Malacostraca, Decapoda, Penaeidae. The record is from RefSeq and is a predicted model, not a curated record. The transcript has 9 exons. Bases 1019 to 1894 code for a protein of 291 amino acids.